CCCACUAUCCGCAAGUGCCGAUCAUCACGAACUCCCUGAGCAGCACUGCGCAAGCGUGGAACAGCAAAGCAGAGCGAGAGAGAGAGUAACAGGCAUUCGGGGCGAAAACAACAACAACAAUACAGUCACGGUGUGCGAGCGACUGGAAUGAAUGAGCGAUUAGCGAGAUCCGGACGAUAGUCGCCCCCCGAUCUCAGCCAGGAUUCACACCUACGCUUGGUCUGUCAAUGCGGUGGAGCCCAUGAACCUGGCGAGUCAGAGCGGGGAGGCCGGCUCCUGCCAGCUCCUCUUCGCCAACUUCAACCAGGACAACACGUCCUUGGCUGUUGGCACUAAGUCUGGCUAUAAGUUUUUCUCUUUAUCAUCUGUGGAUAAACUGGAACAGAUAUAUGAAUGCUUGGACACCGAAGAUGUGUGCAUUGUGGAAAGGCUGUUCUCCAGCAGUCUUGUUGCAAUUGUUAGCCUUAAAGCUCCCCGGAAACUGAAAGUGUGUCACUUCAAAAAAGGGACUGAAAUUUGCAACUACAGUUAUUCCAAUACUAUCCUUGCUGUGAAGCUUAACAGACAAAGGUUAAUAGUAUGCCUGGAGGAAUCGCUGUACAUCCACAACAUUCGGGACAUGAAAGUUCUACACACUAUUCGUGAGACCCCUCCAAAUCCCUCAGGUCUAUGUUCUUUAUCAAUUAACAAUGAUAACUGUUACUUGGCAUACCCUGGGAGUGCAACAAUAGGAGAGGUGCAGGUCUUUGAUACAAUCAAUUUGCGAGCUGCUAAUAUGAUCCCAGCUCAUGAUAGCCCUCUUGCAGCUCUAGCAUUUGAUGGAAGUGGGACCAAACUAGCUACAGCUUCUGAAAAGGGGACUGUAAUCAGAGUUUUCUCAAUUCCAGAAGGGCAGAAGUUGUUUGAGUUCAGACGAGGUGUAAAAAGGUGUGUGAGCAUUUGCUCUCUUGCAUUUAGUGUAGAAGGAUUGUUUCUGUCUGCUUCCAGCAACACUGAAACUGUUCAUAUAUUUAAGCUGGAGACACAAAAGGAAAAGCCUCAAGAGGAGCCAACAACUUGGACUGGUUAUUUUGGGAAGGUACUGAUGGCUUCCACAAGUUACUUGCCAGCCCAGGUCACAGAGAUGUUCAAUCAGGGUAGGGCCUUUGCAACUGUAAGACUUCCCUUCUCUGGGCACAAGAAUAUCUGUGCACUAGCUACAAUUCAGAAAAUUCCUCGACUAUUGGUGGCGGCAGCUGAUGGAUACCUGUAUAUGUAUAAUUUGGACCCACAGGAAGGGGGAGAGUGUACAUUAAUGAAGCAGCACAAGUUAGAUGGCAGUGUGGAGCCAGCCAAUGAAAUUCUUGAGCCAACGAUGCAUGACCGCCCACUUGUUGCACAAACAUAUACAUCAAAUUCUUCAAAAGGAUAUUCCGAGGAUCAAGGAGCAGUUGGUGGGGCUGGUAUGGAAGAUGACAUGAGUGCCCUGAGGCUAGAUGACGAAAAUGAACAUCCUCCAAUGAUUCUUCAGACUGAAUGACUUUGGAGAUGCGUACAUUUGAUCUUUUGGAAGGAACGGAGAGCCACUGUGACAUUUAGACUCUCUGUUGUGUGGUGCUGCUAUAAACUUGUAAAGAAGUAAAAGAGAUUAAAGUAGGGAAAUUUUUAAACACAAAAUCUAACUGUAGCAUACUUUUUGUAUAGCUAAAUAUCUGCUUUUUUUGUUCAUUAUUUUACAUUUUCUCCGGUGGCUUUUAAAUCUUAAAAGUUCUGUGCUAGUGGCACAUUUUUUCUGUUGCCAAACUAAAAAAAAAUAUGAAGCUGCCAGUUAUGGCUGUUUGCUCUGUUUGGUUUUGAUGCAUGUUUGUGCCAAUAAGCGUACAGACGGUGUCCUCAUUUGCAUUCACUUUCAUCAUUUUAAGGUGUGUGGUGGACAUAUCCACAGUGUUCACUCUGAAGUAAUGGACUGAUUUUGCAUAACCACUAAACCAAGUGAAUGCAGUCAGUGAAGGAGUGCAAAAAAUUUUUAAGAUAUCUAAAGCUUGCAAUGGCUUAAAUGUGCCUGUGCUGUGAGGUCUAAUCUUCACCCUUAUAAAGGCCAAAUAUACAGCCUUGCUCGUUCAGUAAAUCUUCUAGUGGUACUUAUUACUAGAAAGACAUUUUGUGGUUUUAAUUCAUCUUGUGAGAAGAAUCUAUUUCCAGUACUCUGUAUAUGCAAACCUCUUUCUAUUUUGUGACUUCUCUGCUUUAUAUGAACUCUGUGGGCAAAACCCCAAAGAUUAUCCGAAGUAUAAGCAAAAAUGUCAUUACAGAACCUCAUUAAUCAGGUCACUUUCACACCCUUCAGAUGAAUUUCGGCUAAUAGCCCGCCCCCCCCACUCAUCAUGUUUAGUCGACAUUUGUUCAGGCAUUGAGUAAAAUCAAAUGAGCAAGCCAAGUUCAGAGAACUGCGGCAAUUUAUUGGAAAUGAACAUGUCAGUUAAUAAAUAAAACAUUGGAACAUUUUGAAAUUCUUAAUUUUUUAUUUUCAUAUUUAAUUUGUUUACAUCUUAAAAGAACACUUCUGUUUUAGUGCCCAUCUAAAUAUGUAAUUAAGGUCUUUUUUUUGGGGGUGGGGGUGUAUUUGAGUAAUAUCUGGAACAGCAAUAUCAGGGGCUCUUAAACAACAGAAUGAUAUUUUUCCUUGUCAUCCUCUCACUUGUAAUGUAUGGAAACUUUGCUGUCAGUUGAUAAUUUUACAGAUAUGGAAUUGCAAAUAGUGCACUUACAAACAGACUUAGCUUAUUAUACAUGCUAAAUGUUUUUGUAGUUUACAUUCGUGUCUUUCACAUGAACAUUUACUGACACCAACUUAACCAUUAUUUAAAGAAAGGGACAAAUAUCACCAGGGUUAUUUUUUAUUAUACAAUUUGAUAUUGUUUUUGCUAAAAAUUAUUUACUCAUGUUAUAUAUUUGUGUUACAAAUUAUGACAAAUGACCUUGUUUUUCUAAAAAUAUGGAAGCCAGUUCGAUCUAAUUUUUUUUACGCAGUGUACAGCUUAAUUUAAAUGUUCUGAACCCAUUCUGAAGGCAUGUACUUAACUUUAACCACAAAUGUGGACAAUUUUUUGAAAUAUUGUUUAAUGUGAUGCUUGCAUGUGCCUUUCUACUGGAAAGAGCCAGGGCUGCAGGCUAUUGAUAUAACAGAAACCUUUGUGAAUUUGUCCAUGUACUAUGUUUUAUGUGUUAUAUUUUAAUAUGCUUUUUACAUGUAUAUGGAGCAUAGUGUCUAUGCACAUUGUACAUACUUAACAUGUACCUGAUUGUUAAGUGAAGCGACAGAGAGUUCACUGGGAAAACAUUGAUGUUGACAGGCUGCUGAAGGACCUGUAGCUGUAGACUCCUGUUGGGCAAAUAUCAGUGUUUUAUUUAUUUUUCUUCUUUCCAAAUCUGAGAUAUUUAACAGCAUUUAUUUGCUGAUAAUACACAAAUUUUACUUUUCAUAUUUGUUGUGUAUAAAAAUUUAAAAACAGAUAUUGCCAUGCUAAACAUAUCUCUGUAGGCAUUGUGCAGCUGCAAAGUGAAAAAAGUCCAGCUCUGUCAAUCUCUCAAUCUGUCAGUCCAUUUUUCUGAAGCAGCUCCUUCCAUUGAAAGAUUGCAGAGAGUUAAGUCAUUGGGCAGCAGUCAGUGUGCGCGCACACACACACACACACACACACCCAUAAGGUGAAGGCAUCACAGGCUCCAAGCCAAUGAUGACUGGGCUGGACAUUGAAACCAAGUCUCUAGAGCUUGAAGCAGAUUUACUAAACACGGAGCCAACAGGGGAUGUGUUAAAUAUCUGGGAUCUUUAUUAAAUAUAUGGCCUCCUUCUGGAUUGAAUAGAUGUUUAUAUUUGUUGAAAAAGUCGAUUGUUAAAUGUAAAUUAUCCCAUAUAUUAUUAGGUGAUCAUCAUAUAAAUGUAGUCCUAUUUCUGAUCUCUAUAUAUAGACAGAGACAUGGUACAGUUUGUAUCAUAUUUAAUGAUGCACUACAGUCUAAAUGAUUAAAUUGCCUACUCCGUUGCUCUUCUGCACUGUUAAGUUUUAUUGUUGGAAUAGACUGCAUUUAUUUAAAGUGUGCUGCAUGGCAUCUAGCAAAACGUAUAGAGCAUCAUUUUAUAUGCUUCAAAUGUUUUGUUCAUUGAGACGCUGGUUAUUUUUAGACCACUAGGUGGUGCUGGUGGUGUAGAAGACACAACUUGGUCACCAGAGCCUCUAAAAUGAACUCACUUCAAGAAAUUGCGUAACAGGAGGUUGUUUUUUUUAUUAAGGUAGUACUUUAAAGUACAGAAUUUGAAUUGUAAUCUGAAAAAUUGACAUAUUUCAACAUAAUAUUUUAUUUUGGAUUUUAUAAGACAGUGCAAUGUUAAAUUAUUUGAGUACUUUAUUAUAUUUUAAAGUGUAAUAUGGUGGUUGUGUUUUUAAUUUUAUUAUAUGGUCCAGGAAACAUUUCAUAGAGAAACCUUGAAGGUUUUAUAGGAUACCAUCAAACCAAAGCACACAUUUUCUAUUCAUUAACUUAAUUUUAUUAAGGGUAAUAUAGAAAGUUGUAUACUUUUUCUGAUUUUUUUUUUUUUUUUGUGUGUGUGUGUGUGUGUGUGUGUGUGACAUUGUUGCAGGAAAAGUGCCCUUGAAACCAAGACAUGUGCAGUAGUGUCACUGAACAUGACAGGAGAUCCUACAAUUGCAUGCUGACUAUGUAUUGUAUGUUUGUUAGUAUUUGUUCAAUCCUCUUUUUUUUUUUUUAUCUUAAAAAGCCCUCACAAACCAAUUGAAAUGCUUUCUCUUUCUGUAAAAUGCAAAGUAACACUGAUAUUAAGCACUUCUAUCCUUGUAAAUAUUUGGCAAACAUUUUGCAGAAGUUUAAUGACAAUUUUAACAUUCUUUUCCAUACAGAUUAGCCUGGUGUAUUGCCUUUUGCCCUUGCAUGGAUACGAGUAAUCCUUUCUUUUGAUAUCCUGCCACCGCGCCACCCAUUCAUGAAACAAAGAUAGUUUGGUGUAAUCAGGUAAUUGUGGGGAUACUGGGCAGAGACACUUUCUGAAUGGGCUGGUCAACGUCUGAGCUUUCUGUGUCAGCUGAGUACAGCGUUAUGAAAGCAACAUUUUCCUUGAUCCUUUCUAUAAAUCUUAUAAUGUAUAAUAAAAAUAAUUACAUUCCAAAGAAUGCGACUGUUUAAAAAUGUAACAUUUACAGAUGCUGUGAUGUGUGUUAAAUAGGCGAGGUCUGUUUGUGCUGUGAGAAUGUGAGAAUAUGACCGAAAAUAAUAGUAUGUGAAUGGGGAAGGGAAAGGUGCAUUGAUAUUUCAUGUGUUUGCUGUAUAUAAGAGCCAAAUAUGUAGCAGAUAACGUAUGUUUAUGUAAUCUUCAUUUAUUCUUAUUUACUUAAGUCUAUGAAUAAAAUUUGCUAAAGAGUUUA
This is a messenger RNA of Erpetoichthys calabaricus (reedfish), 5417 nucleotides long. RefSeq names its product WD repeat domain, phosphoinositide interacting 2 (gene wipi2). Gene Ontology annotation, molecular function: phosphatidylinositol-3-phosphate binding; phosphatidylinositol-3,5-bisphosphate binding; protein binding. Bases 242 to 1519 code for a protein of 425 amino acids. The transcript is spliced from 12 exons. Gene Ontology annotation, cellular component: phagophore assembly site membrane; cytosol; extrinsic component of membrane. The record is from RefSeq and is a predicted model, not a curated record. Gene Ontology annotation, biological process: autophagy of mitochondrion; protein lipidation; nucleophagy. Lineage: Eukaryota; Metazoa; Chordata; Cladistia; Polypteriformes; Polypteridae.